UUGAUAGCAUUUCCUCAGAAAUUGUGUGUACGAUACGGUUUUGGGAUAUGUUUAGUUUUAUUGAUUGGAAUUAGUCUCAUUUGGUAUCUCACUGAGUUGGAAUAAAUUAAACAAACUCCAACAUGGCAUUACGAACGUACGGCGAUAAGCCGAUUAGUUUCCAGAUCGAGGAAGGAGGAGAAUUUUAUUGCGUUGGCUCAGAGGUCGGCAACUACCUACGAUUGUUCCGUGGGUCUCUAUAUAAAAAGUACCCUGGAAUGGUCAGGAGGACCCUGACCAAUGAAGAAAGAAAGCGUCUAGUAGACAAUGGCCUGGGCCAGCAUGUCCUAUCAAGUUCUGUGUCACUUCUGAAAGCAUCAGAAGUUGAAGAUAUUAUAGAAGGCAAUGAUGAUAAAUAUAAGGCUGUGUCUGUGAGUCAGGAGCUAGCAACACCUAGAGAGAGCAAGAGCAAGAAGCCACACAACCCAUCAUGGAUGCCGGUGAUGCCGAACUCCUCACACUUGGAUGCCGUGCCGCAAGCUACGCAGAUUAGCAGGACCAGGGUUCAUAAUAAGAAGGUACGGACCUUCCCUCUGUGCUUUGACGACACAGACAUGACUUCAAUGCUGGAGAAUGCUUCGCAGAAGCAGAUUCUUGUCCCAAUCCGACUCGACAUGGAGAUUGAGGGACAGAAGCUCAGGGACACCUUCACUUGGAAUAAAAAUGAAUCUAUAAUAACUCCCGAGCAAUUCGCCGAAGUCCUCUGCGAUGAUCUGGAACUGAACCCAAGCACCUUCGUGCCUGCUGUCGCCUCGUCUAUCAGACAACAGAUCGAUGCUUUCCCGAGCGAACCACCAGCUAUACUGGAGGAGCAGAGCGACCAGCGGGUUGUGAUUAAACUGAAUAUACAUGUUGGGAACACUUCGCUUGUUGAUCAGGUGGAGUGGGAUAUGUCCGAAAAAGAGAACAAUCCAGAAGCGUUCGCGACCAAACUCUGCGCCGAGCUAGGAUUAGGCGGCGAAUUCGUGACAGGCAUUGCUUAUUCUGUGCGGGGGCAGCUUGGCUGGCAUCAGCGCACUUUUGCCUUCAGCGAGGCACCUCUCCCUGUCGUGGAGACCCCGUACCGCCAGCCCUCCGAGGCCGAAGCAUGGGCCCCAUUCCUGGAGACACUCACAGACGCAGAAAUGGAGAAGAAGAUCCGUGACCAGGAUCGCAACACGCGUCGCAUGCGUCGUCUCGCGAAUACUACGCCUGAUGUGUCAUUGGGGCGAGCGGUCAACCGCCUGAUUCGCGCCGACGAGGCUCUCUUCCAGUCAACACCCGAGAAAAGGAGGAAAAAGAUAUAAUCACCCAGUUCACAGCAAUUGGUGACAAGUUUGUCAGGCUGGUAAAGUUGGCACACUUGUCACGCCGCUUCGUGUGAUUGAAGAUCACCACUACAUUUAAGAACCCCACUCCCCCACAUUAUAAAGCAUGACUGAGUGUCCUGAGUCGACACUUCAUAGUGUGGACGCAAGCUCGCUGCACGCGUCACCGACGAAGCAUCUUCAAAACGGAAUUAAUUGAAAUAUAUUUUGGGAAAAUUGUCAAUGGAAUCAGACCUAGCGAAAUCUGUGACUUAGAGUUACUACGUAAGUUUGCUAAAAAUAUAAAAACAGGUCUUUGACGUCAUUAGUAUCUAACUAUGAACACUCUAAAAGAAUUACAAUGACAUGUUUUACCUGCAUUUGUAACACUUGAACGCUAUCUAGUAAAUCCAAGAACAUAAGCAUAAGAUAGCAAAAUGUAGACCUUACUAAGUGCAAAGAGGAUCGAGUAUUAUAGAGAGUUACUGUCGAAGUAAAAUGUGUAAUCACAGCAGGCUUAAAACUUUUGAACCUCAGUUUUGACAAUUUGGACCAUAUUCUUAGCUUGAUAUGUGUUAAA
This is a messenger RNA of Leguminivora glycinivorella, 1905 nucleotides long. It is a transcript of the gene Snr1, whose product is annotated as SWI/SNF-related matrix-associated actin-dependent regulator of chromatin subfamily B member 1-A. Gene Ontology annotation, cellular component: nuclear chromosome; nucleus. NCBI's taxonomy places the organism in Eukaryota, Metazoa, Arthropoda, Insecta, Lepidoptera, Tortricidae. The transcript is spliced from 8 exons. The record is from RefSeq and is a predicted model, not a curated record. Gene Ontology annotation, molecular function: transcription coregulator activity. Gene Ontology annotation, biological process: chromatin remodeling; regulation of transcription by RNA polymerase II. The coding region runs from base 123 to 1325 and encodes 400 amino acids.